CCAUGUACCUAUUGCCUUCUACUGAGGAGAGAAUGAUGAUGGAUGAUGGUGGCGAUGAACGGUAUGGUGGAUAUUAUCCAGCUUACAGAUGCACAGCGGUAGUUACAUCUCAUCGAAAACACCCGGCCAUCCCGGUGUCGAUCGGCAUUGCGUCGAUCGUACUCGAAGGCCGCCCAGCAAUCCUUGACGAGGGUUCGGCGCGUUCGGGCGAUAGCUCAACCGCCGGAAGUGGUCCAGGCGGCGGAGGUGGUGGAGGAGGAGGUGGAGGAGGAUCUUCUGACGAAGAUGGCGGGUUUCGUAGAUCUGUGGACAACGGAAGCAGACACUACAAUUUUGUGGAAACAGCAGAGUGUGCGGGUGAAUUGCUAGUUAACGAACGGCCGCAGUCGUUCAUGUCCGAUACGGCCCAGCGGAUCAAUCUGAAACUACAGCAAAUUCGCGCCUGCCCCGGUUCGAGCAAGGAUGUCGUUGAAAACAUGAUCGCUGUAGAAGUGGCCGGUUCGUCCGGUAUGGGGCGUCGUAACAACGAUCGAGACGAAUACGCCGGAUAUGGAGUGGAAACGUUCGUGCGGGAAUCGCAUCCCACUGAAACGACAUCCUUGCUGACGAGCGCCAAGGCAUGGGGUCGUGAUCAUAUCUACAGUGGGUUCGAAAAAAUGAAGAUAUUAGGUGCCGUAUCGCCGAUCAAGGUUCCCCCGUCUGCAGCUACGCCAUUUAUCAGCUUUUCGUCGAAUGUGAACAGAAAGAAAUCCGAUGCCGGUAUUGGAAGUUCAUCUCCAGCAGCCGGUUGCAGCAAGCAGCGUACCCGGGAGGGACCCCACUGUGAACAGUUUCUCAAGAAAAUUGGAGUGAUCAAGGUGGACCCCAAUGACGAAGCGGAGCACAGCUGCAGCUACCGCAACGAAUUUUGUCUUCGUUGGCAGGCGUAUUUUAAACAGCUCUCGUCAAUUCUUACUUGUGGUGAAGCAAUCUGUAUAGAAGUGUAUCUUGGACCGGAAAAUCAUGCCAUUCUACUGAACAAUGGAUUUUGAAGCUUAAAUUGAAAACAUCUGAAUCAACGAUGACCCUACAAUCGCUCUGUGCUGCCAUCCGUAGUCAAUUAUAUUUUUCGCAGAUAUCCGCCUGGACUGAUUUGAUAAAGAAUUCGCUCGAACCGGAAAUUUUCAAAACAAUCCACGUAUCAAAAAAGUGUCCGUCGAUGAACUGGGAGCAUCGGUCAGUGCACCGAUCCCAAUCAGCAGUAGCAGCAGUAGUAGCAGUAGCGGGAGCCACAAUGGAGGAGGUACCUCGCGUUGGUUUUGCCGAAAGCGAAACUGGACAUCCUGUUUCGCAUCCGCGGUUACGACAACACUGCCUGCUUUAACGAUAGUCCCAAUGUGCACAAAUUUCCCGGAUGCCAUCAUAGCAGAAAAUUAUGUCAUAGAAGUAUGCUUGAAGAGCUUACCGCGCCUGGAACGGAUACCGAGCAUCAACGAUGAAAUGGAUAUGAAAAUGGAUGAAAGCUUAGUAAAUGAUCGAAUGGAUUGCCGUGUCACGAGAAAGGGGAAGCACAGGUGUGCUUUCCGGGACGAGGACGAGGAAGAUCCCCAAACGGGAGAAGACGAUAUGUCUCCUGCUGCGGUUAGUCAUCGAGAGAAACAGCUGAUGAAGUACAAGAAACGUAUGAUGAAGCGCGAGAAGAAGAAAAAGUCCUCUGCACCGGAAGUGACUUCAACGGCCAGCAAUGGCAGUAGCAGUAGUCAUGUUGAAGCGGUGCCUAUGAUGGUUACCCCACCUGUGUGUAAAAUCACCGGCCCUGAAUAUCCCAGCUGUGAAUCAUCACGCCAGCAACUGCAGCAGCUCCUCGCCGUAUACCUCGUCGAUCAAUCUGAUUCAACCUCCACUGUACUCGAAUUGCGAUGAUCUGUACCAACCAGCCUUGUGCGCCAGCAACAACACGAAAGCAACUCAGACUGCCAUCUUCCUCAGCAGCAUGUCCAACAGCGGUAACAACGUUGCAACAGUGGCCCACCCAGACGGAUGCGAGUGGGUGUUGCUGUCUUUGUGCCGAACAGCAACCCGGAGUCGGACCCUGGUCAUAGAUCAACGAGCACAAACAGUGAUAGCAAAAUGCAAUAUAUUAAUAGUAAUUAUAAUCGUCGUGAUUACACUAGUGAUGACUGUGAUAUUAGCCACCAAGAGGUGGCGGCCGUGGUCCAUGAUGAGCAGUCAAAGCGCCAUCAUACGGAAGAAGAAUCCAAAGGUCUUCGGAAGGCCGAGCUGCUCCUGCAGGCCAUUCAAAGGACAGCCAUCAUUAAUGACCACCAGCAACCGGAUGUGGCACAUUUCAGUAACAAUAAUUACUAUAGUGGCAGUUACAAUGAUAAUAACAAUACUGGUAGUGAUACAGCAAAGUGUGAGCGAAGAGAAUGUGAUACUUUUACUUUCAGUAAGGAUGCCCUAGACUUAGGUGACUGUCGUUUGUGCAAACGACAAAAAACGAAGCAUAAUUUUAAGUUAGCUCUCAACAAGUCGGAUAGCAGCAGCCUGUAGUAGCAGUACCAGCAGCAGUACCAACAAUAGUCCUCCCGGUUGCCGUCGAACGCUAUCGGAGAGCCUGGUCGGCCAUUUCACCAUACCAUCCUCAUCGCCGGGUGGUGACGAUGAAACCGACUCGGCCUCUUACCACGCCCACGGAUUCGACGGGCGUCACAAGAGCCACAGUGGGAAGGACGUUGGUGAUCUCAGCGCCGCUCUCAGCAGUUCGGCUGGGGCGGUCGUCGAUAGCUUUGAGCAGCUGAAGAAAGGCUACCGUCGCGCUUUCUCGGAGGAUGUCAUCGACACCAUCGAUUUGAACGGUGUACUCGGAAUUCAAGGGACCUCCUCCGCCGGUAUCCCGAAUGACGGCGACGGUGAUGAGGACGAUGAUGAUGAUGAUGGGGAACAGGAACAAAACGAUGCCACCUUCUCAAACUGUGAAUGCCCGAUCAUGUUCGCCCAACCGUCACCGGUUGACCAUCUGGGGCGCCGUCCUUCCCCGUUUACCGCACCGAACGUUAAUCGGAUGCAGACAUCUACACCUGCCAGCAGUACAAGCAAGCUUCCUCUCUACGUCAGCUGUACGGACAGCGAUUACUUCCGUUAGCACGGCCAGCAGCAUAUCACCGCAUAAGAAACAGAUACUCAGCUGCACCGCAGUGGCCGGCAACUCGCGCCCCGGCAGUAAACCGUCGUCGUCGUCUUCCUCGAAUUUUACCAUCCCAAAAAUUAACCUUACCAAUGUUUUCAACGUGUCACCCUUGGCUCGGGAGGAUUCCGGCUUCGUCAGCAGUUCCAGCCCGAUUCCCAUCGAUGGGAGUGUGUUCAACUUUCCGGAUUCCACGCACCGAUUGAACGUACAAAAAUCCAACUCUGCUCCCACAUGCCAACUAUCACCGGGAUCAUUGUCGCCAAGAUUCCUGCGUCACGCUUACAAAAACCAACGUACACGGCUAUCUAUCGGAACGCAGCUCUGUUUCCGAACGUUCGUCCAUAGGGUCCGAUGAACAAUUCUCCGACGAAGAGUAUCCCUAUCUAAUGGACUUUACCAGCAGCUCUUGUAACGGCAGCAACUUUCAUCUUAGUCCCAGCAAACUGCCCAGUUCACCGUUGAAGCUCAACCUUGCGCAACGCCCGUUCAGCAAACCU
Molecule: messenger RNA, 3666 nt
Organism: Aedes aegypti (yellow fever mosquito)
Lineage: Eukaryota; Metazoa; Arthropoda; Insecta; Diptera; Culicidae
Gene: atos
Exons: 5
Coding region: 3-1031 (342 amino acids)
Source: RefSeq, a predicted model, not a curated record